CAUGUCGCUAGCAUGGCAUCGGUUUUGUCCACAGCCACAAACCACCUCAUCUCCCAUCAUCCAGACUAAAGAAACCACGAUCGGCAGCAGCAAAUAGCCGAGCUGAUCGCUCAAAUUCAACCAACAAAAGUGGUAUCCGAAGCCGGGGUGGAUAAGAGGGCAAUCGGACGCCAAGAGCCGGAGAGGGUUCCAAGAUUUCUGAAGCCAAUCCAGGAGCUGGACAUUCUUGGGACGGACCGGCCAUGGCGCCGCCGGAGGACGAAGGGGAGGUCCCGGCGGCCGCGCUGCGCGUGCCGGCGCACGUGAUCGCGCGGGUCUUCUCGCAGCUGGACUGCGUCGACCUCCUCAGCUGCUCCCUCGUCUGCAGGCAAUGGUUCAGUGACUCUGCGGAGCUACGGGAUGAGUGGAGAAAGGAGUACCUGGAGGCCUGGAACCUGCAGGGUCUCAACUUCAAGUCAUGGCCGCAGUCGCUGUGCCCGACUUGCUCCAUCAGAAGCCUGCAAACCUGGUGCCCUUGAACUUGCUGGCUUCCUUUCAUGCGCUCAGCAGACAGAGCAGAGCAGCGGAGUUACAUUGUAGAUGAGCAUUGUCACAUGCAUACUGAAUAGCAGCAACGUCAUUGCUACCUGCAAAGACUAAUACAUGAUGCAAGUACAUGUCCAAUAAACAGUAUACUCAUACAUGACGAGUGAGCACGGUUGUGCACUUGUACAGUUAUAUGCAUUGCAUUGAGUUGGUGUCAACACUGGGUGCUCCACACCUUAUGAUGCUAGUAAAUAUUUCUGUUCAGAUAAAUGAAUUGCAGCCUAACUUGGACAAUCA
Messenger RNA from Lolium rigidum, 822 nucleotides. RefSeq lists its product as uncharacterized. The record is from RefSeq and is a predicted model, not a curated record. Bases 243 to 518 code for a protein of 91 amino acids. Gene Ontology annotation, molecular function: protein binding. The transcript is spliced from 2 exons. NCBI's taxonomy places the organism in Eukaryota, Viridiplantae, Streptophyta, Magnoliopsida, Poales, Poaceae.